Paecilomyces variotii is the source of this 1494-nucleotide messenger RNA. RefSeq lists its product as hypothetical. The record is from RefSeq and is a predicted model, not a curated record. Lineage: Eukaryota; Fungi; Ascomycota; Eurotiomycetes; Eurotiales; Thermoascaceae. The transcript has a single exon. The coding region runs from base 248 to 1177 and encodes 309 amino acids.
CUUUUUAAUUCAUAGUGCCACUGAUUCCGUAUUCAUCCCACUUUGUCUCUGUCUUUGAUCUUCUUGUUUUUGAUGCCUAUAAGGCGGUGAGCUGUUGUCUUAUGUGUUGUAUGAGUUGACAGGGUUGUCUUUGUUUAUCCUGUCUUUCGCUUUUACACCUCACACUCGCUUCUCAGAGCUCACACAAAUACUUUUACCAUCAUCGAUUUUCAUUUAAAAAAGUCCUGUUACUGUGAAAUCUAUCAGAAUGCAUAAGGAAAAGUUGGCUGUUAUCCUGGCUUUGGCUGCCAUUAUCAUGGCAUGGCCUUUUCGUCUCCCAAUCUCUCUGCAGCCUGUUGUGGAACUGUCUCUUCCAGGAGUGGGCCACGUCCUGUCUGAAGGACAGAAUCACAAAAUCCAACACGUCAAAAGAGACGCCGAGAAAGAUGCCCAUCACGGUGUUAUUCUUUCAAAGCUCAUAGAGAUUCGCGCCGAGACUGAUACCACGACUGAUACUACCUCAGCAACUACAGACACUGCGACAACUGCGACAUCGACCUCAGACACUGCAACUACUACGUCUGAUACGACCGCUACCUCUACUACCACAUCUGAGACAUCGUCCACUACUGCGUCGACUGCCUCUUCUACCACCGCGACCACUACAAGCAGCACGUCCACAUCAGCAUCAAGUACUACCACCGCAUCCACAUCGUCCAGCACGGCAACGACCACUUCCUCCAGUACAUCUUCCACUACAUCAUCUACUUCCUCCUGUGCCCCCUCGGCAACAAGCAGUUCCUGUGUAGCUCUCAGAAAAUUCAAUCAUGACGGCAUCGUCCGUGCAAUCGCCGUCUUCUGCUCACUGGCUGGUGUCGGCCUCAUUUUUAUCCUCUGGCGCUACAUCAAGAGGAGAAAAGAGCAGAAUCGUCAAAAGCAAAACCGGAUCAGCCAGAACAGCGACAAUUCGACUGCCUCGACGGAGUUUCUGACCGGUGAAGGAAGGGUCAUGUCGCCCGCGGAUAAGCAGCGGUACAGGGAGUCACUCAUGUUUAUGGAUCAGCGGUCGUCGACUGCUUUCGACUCGCGACGCAAUAGUAGAAAUAUCCUAGUUGUCUCACCGCUGGCAAAAGAAGAGUCUACGGAUCCCGCGAAUACGGACAUUGCGCUGGAGCCGAUGCGUCCUGCUCACAUUUAAAAGGAGUCUGAAGGAGUUGGGUUGGAUGCUUACGAUGAACGUUUACGGACUUCACCGAUAGCGAGGGCAGAGUCUAAGGACACAUGAAUCACGGAUACCGCACUGGAGCGAAUGCCCUGCGCAUAUUCAAGGAGUUCGAGGAGUUGGAUCGGAUUGUGAUUUUCCCCCGGUUGAUGCUAAUGGAAUGUUCUGGGAUGGAUGCAUCUGAGAAUGAUGAACGUUUAUGGGCGUAUGUAUGAGUACAAAUUUUCCAUCAAAUCCUCUUCUUGUAUGUAUGUGUUGAGAUCAAAAAUCAUGAUUCUAUUUUUACUCUUCGG